AUGAGCAAGCGUAACGAUUUUUUGCGUUCCAUCAUCGACUCCUCGUCGGAAGAUUCCGCCAACCAGGAUAGCGCAUAUCGCACAGACCUGUCCUCGAGUGUCAAUGACCAGCAGCAGCAGCAGCAACAACCGGUUGCCGGACCAGGUCGUGGACGGGCUCGUGCACUUGCCGCUUUGCUCGCACCACCAAAACCUACCGAUGGAAGCUUACCACUAACGGCGACCAUUUCAAAUCUUACCAUCGGAGGCCGUGGACGCUUUUUGCAAAAGCUAUUGAACGAGGAGCAACCGCCCGGUGAUUCGGUUGCGAGCAGCACUUCCGAUAUUGGAACUGCUUCCAUCAGCUCGUCGGAGAUUAGUGCAACUGCUGCACCGGGUGGUAUGGGAAAGCUGCGACCAGUACAACAGCCGGUUGCGGCCAAGGCAGACACGUUUGUACUGCAUCAGCCAAAGGAACCUACAGACCUGGUAAAACGUACCGGAACAAGUGGAACACCGUUACAGAUAAUGAGCAACUUUAUGGAGCUUAAAUGUUCGAAGGAUUGUGGGAUUUUCCUGUACACGGUUGACUUCGAGCCGCACCCUGAAUCGAAGCGGGCACGGCAACAAUGCAUCGACAGGCAUAGCGAUAUAUUCGGCAAGGCGUACACAUUUGAUGGACGCAUGCUGUUGCUACCGAAGCCUAUCUCGCAGGAGCGAAUGGUUAUCCCGACGAAGCUGCCAACCGACGGGACGUCCGUCCAGAUGACGGUUGUGUUCCGUGUCCAGCAGCGCAUGAGUCAGAAUGUGAUGCUGUACAACAAGCUGUUCCGGCGUAUCAUGUACCUACUGCAGCUGUCGGAAAUGGGGCGCAAACACUAUGACCCGACGCAGGCACGCAUCGUACCGCAGCAUAAGCUGGAAAUUUGGCCAGGGUUCGUAACGGCGGUGCACGAGUAUGAUGGUGGUUUGAUGCUGAAUCUGGACGUUACGCAUCGUGUCCUGAUGCAAACAACCGUGUACGCACACAUGAAGACGAUUGCAAUGUGUCGCGGUGCCCAGUUUCGGGACAAUGUGAUGAAGUCGCUGCUCGGAUCGGUUAUCCUGGCGCGCUACAACAAGAAGACGUACCGUAUCGACGAUGUGCUGUUUGAUCUGAAUCCAAUGUCUACCUUUCGCAAAGGAGAGCGGGACAUUACGUACGUCGAGUACUACAAGCAGCAUUACGGUAUCGAUAUCCAUGACCAUCAGCAGCCACUGUUGCUGAAUCGAACGGAGCGUAAAGUUUCGAACCAGGAAAAACCGCAGGAACUGUCGUUCUGUUUAGUGCCGGAGCUGUGCUACCUUACCGGAAUGACUGACGACAUGCGUAAGGAUUAUAAGGUAAUGCGUGACAUUGCAACGUACACACGCAUCACGCCCAAUCAGCGACUCUUGGCGAUGAAAAAUUUUUGCGAGAAUGUGAACAAAAACGAAGCCGCUCGUAGUCUGCUAGCGGCCUGGGGCCUGGAGCUGAAAACCACACCGCAGGUCAUGUCGGGCCGGCAGUUGGAUAUCGAAAACAUUACCUCCGGCGGCGGAAUGGUUGGUAGUGCCGGUCCGAACGUUGACUUUACCCACCAAGUUACCAGCAAUCCGAUGCUGGAAAUUGUGCACAUCCGCAAGUGGUUGCUCGUGUACACGCAGCGUGACCAACGGUGUGCUUCGGCCUUUAUGGACUGUGUCAAGCGUACAUGCAAACUGCUCGGCAUGGAAAUCGUACAGCCACAGAUCGAAAUACUGCCACAGGACAGUACGCAGCUGUACAUUCACACGUUGCGCACCCGCAUCCAACCGGGCACGCAAAUCGUACUUAUCCUGUGUCCGACGUCGCGCGACGAUCGUUACGCAGCGAUCAAGCGGGUGCUCUGCACGGAGAUACCGAUCCCAUCGCAGAUCGUCAACGCACGCACACUCAACAACGAUAAGCGCAAUCGGUCGAUUGUGCUCAAAAUCCUAAUGCAAAUGAACUGUAAGCUGGGUGGAACGCUUUGGAGCGUGAACAUUCCGCUGAAGGAUACAAUGAUCUGCGGCAUCGAUACGUACCACGAGACAAGGAAGCGCAACAACUCGGUAUCGGCAUUUGUCGGUUCGUUGGACGCAUCGUUCACACACUGGUACUCGCGGGUCACGAUACAGGAACACAAGGAAGAGCUCCUCAACGGGUUGUGUGUAUCGCUCGAGAAAACCCUACAGGUCUAUCGCAGACGUAACUGUACGCUGCCGCAGAAAAUUAUCAUCUUCCGGGACGGAAUAUCGGACUCGGCGAUGACCGUGUGCGAAGAGUACGAGAUACCGCAGCUGGAAGCGGCGUGCAAGACAAUUGCACCGGACUACUCACCGAAAAUCACUUUCGUCGUAAUACAGAAGCGUAUCAUAACGCGGCUGUUCAGUAUGAGCGGUGAUGGGAUUGGGAAUGCACCGGCCGGUAGCGUCCUCGAUCAUACGGUAACGCGUCGGUGCAAGUACGAUUUUUUCCUGGUGGCACAAACCGUCCAAAUGGGGACGGUAACGCCGACGCACUACAUUGUGCUGCGGGAUGAUGCGCAGUUUUCGCCCGACAUUAUGCAGCGGUUAAGCUACAAGAUGUGCUACAUGUACUACAACUGGUCCGGGUCCAUACGCGUUCCGGCCUGCUGUCAGUACGCACACAAGCUGGCCUACCUGGUUGGACAAUCGGUUAAGCGUAUGCCUGCGGAAUCAUUGAACGACAAACUGUUCUACCUCUAG
Anopheles maculipalpis is the source of this 2748-nucleotide messenger RNA. RefSeq names its product protein argonaute-3. Gene Ontology annotation, biological process: regulatory ncRNA-mediated gene silencing. Lineage: Eukaryota; Metazoa; Arthropoda; Insecta; Diptera; Culicidae. Gene Ontology annotation, cellular component: P granule. The record is from RefSeq and is a predicted model, not a curated record. The transcript has 3 exons. Gene Ontology annotation, molecular function: protein binding; piRNA binding. Bases 1 to 2748 code for a protein of 915 amino acids.